Messenger RNA from Heterobilharzia americana, 1344 nucleotides. The record is from the annotation of a GenBank genome assembly. Lineage: Eukaryota; Metazoa; Platyhelminthes; Trematoda; Strigeidida; Schistosomatidae.
AUGUCGUUAGAAAUUACCAAUAACAAAAAGUGGCGAAAUUUGAGAUGUAUUCUUGAGCGCUCUGGUCCAUUCCAGCGAUCGGAAUUCGAACCAUCUGAUGAACUUUUAAACAUGGUUAGAGAACAUGUAAAAAUUCUUGUCAUUGGUGCUGGUGGCUUGGGUUGUGAACUCCUGAAAAAUCUUGCCAUGAUGGGAUUUUGUCAUCUGGAUGUAAUAGAUAUGGAUACAAUUGAUAUUUCCAACUUGAAUAGACAGUUUUUGUUCCGACCACAAGAUGUCGGUAAACCUAAGGCGGAUGUUGCUGCCGAGUUCAUCAUGCGUCGUGUUCCAACAUGCAAGGUUAUUCCACACUACAAGAAAAUCCAAGAUUUUGACGAAUCGUUUUAUCAGCAAUUUAAUGCAGUUGUUUGUGGUUUGGAUUCAAUUGUAGCCAGGCGGUGGAUCAAUUCUUUACUAGCAGGUUUAGUGCGUUAUGAUGCCAAUGGUCAACCAGAUCCAAACACGGUGAUACCACUUGUAGACGGUGGGACAGAAGGAUUCAAAGGACAUGUUCUCGUUGUUUUGUAUGGUUUAACUGGAUGCCUAGAGUGUACACUUGAUCUGUACCCUCCUCCAGUCAAUUUCCCUUUAUGUACUAUAGCUCAUACUCCCCGACUUCCAGAGCAUUGCAUAGAAUAUGUGAGAGUAUUGUUAUGGUCAAAAGAGAGUCCUUUCGGAGAUGAUGUUGUAAUCGAUGGUGAUUCACCUGAACAUAUACAAUGGAUAUAUGAAAAAUCAUGUGAAAGAGCUAAACAUUUUGGUAUAUCCGGUGUUACUCUACGUCUUGUACAAGGUGUUAUAAAACGAAUCAUUCCUGCUGUUGCUUCUACAAAUGCUGUCAUUGCUGCUGUAUGUGCAACUGAGGUCUUUAAACUAAUCACAUUCUGUUAUAAUUAUUUAAAUAAUUAUAUGAAUUUCAGUGAUAUUGAUGGGGUCUACACAUAUGGAUUCAGUGUUGAACGUAAAUCUGAUUGUCUUGCAUGUAAUAAUUUUCCACGAAAUCUUACAUUUCAAACAAAAUCAACAUUGAGAGAUGUUAUAGAAUUUUUGAAGAUCAAUCCUGAAUUUCAAAUGCAAUCACCUAGUAUAACAACAAUCUGUAAAGGUGAACAUCGUUCAUUAUUUAUUGAUCUUCCAGAAUUAGCUGAUACACUGAGACCGAAUUUAUCUAAAACUCUUCAAGAACUUGAUCUAAUGCAUGGUCAAUUGAUUCAUGUCAGUGAUGUUACUACACCUAGAACACUUUCUUUCAAGUUAUACUUGAAUGAUAAACUUAAUACAGGGGAAUCAAUGAUUAUGAAUUAA